AUGUCUUUCGAUCAUCUGUUGACGUCAUCAAAACGACGAGAACUCCUACAAAACUUGGGAAUCGGACACGGAAGCGAUGUGUUCUCCACGGGACUGUUCCGUAAAGCAGAAUGCAAUGCAGAAACUGCAAUUAGUCAAAGAUCCAUUCCACGAGCGAAUCCAGACCAUCUUCGUCCGAUUUUCGAUCGAUUCGCGACUAAAGAAAUAAAAGGGAAGAAGUUGAUGACCCCAGAGGAUUUCAUUCGAGGAUACUUAGGUCUUUACACGGAAGAAAACUAUAAUAAGGAGACUGUUCGUCUUCUUGCUUCCGCCGCAGACACUACAAAAGAUGGAGACAUCUCAUUCGAAGAGUUCUGCGCUUUUGAAGCUCUCUUGUGCAGCCCGGAUGCUCUUUAUCUCACCGCUUUCGAACUUUUCGAUCGAAACGCUUCGGAUACCAUUAGCUGUGAUGAGUUUGAAGCUGUGAUUCGGCAUACUCAGCCUUUGCAUGAUCAGGACUUUGAUUUUAGUUCGGAAUUCAUCAAGAGAUAUUUUGGAGCUGACAAACAACGAAACGUGAAUUAUCAUUCAUUCUGUCAACUUCUUCAUGAUUUCUACGAAGAACAGGGUAUCCAGGCAUUCAAAAGAUACGAUAAAAAUGGAAAUGGAACCAUCUCAUCACUGGAUUUCCAACAAAUAAUGACUACUGUCAAAGGACACUUGCUCACGGAUUUCGUUCGGCAUAACCUCAUUGCGGUGUCUGGCGGCGGCGCCAGUGGACACAAGUUUUCCGACACUCGAGGUGGAUUUGUGACCUUCCCUUACUAUGCUGCUUUCAACAGUCUUCUCGCCAAAAUGGAACUUAUCAAGCGUGUCUACGUAUCGACGACACGUGGAAAUUUGGACAUUGAGAUGACGAAAGAAGAGUUUCUGCAUGCAAUUCAAAGUUAUACACAAGUUACUCCUUAUGAAGUCGAAAUCCUGUUCCACUUGUCAGAGUUGAAUCAUCCAGGACGGAAGACGCUCUGUCUAAAGGACAUUCAGGCAAUUGAUCCUGAACGUCUGAAGCGUGUUUCACAAAUGGAUCGACUUAUCAACAUCAAAGCUGUGCACCAUAAAGAUGACAGAGGUGUUGGAACUGCGUUCCUCGAAUCCGCGUACCGUUUCUUAUUAGGAUCAGUAGCCGGAGCAUGUGGAGCGACUGCAGUGUAUCCGAUUGAUCUUGUGAAGACACGAAUGCAAAAUCAACGUACAUCUGGCUCAUUCGUCGGAGAAGUAAUGUAUAAAAACUCUCUGGAUUGCUUCAAGAAAGUCGUGAAGUUCGAAGGACUCUUGGGUCUUUAUCGUGGACUUUUGCCUCAAAUUGUUGGUGUUGCACCAGAAAAAGCUAUCAAAUUGACAAUGAACGAUUAUAUGAGAGAUAAAUUCACUAAAGACGGAAAAAUUCCACUUUAUGGAGAAAUUAUCGCCGGAGGAACCGGAGGAAUGUGCCAAGUUGUGUUCACAAAUCCCCUGGAAAUUGUUAAAAUUCGAUUACAAACUGCCGGAGAAGUACAACAAGCGGGAAAGAAGAUCGGAGUAUUCACGGUUCUUAAAGAACUCGGUUUCCUUGGACUCUACAAAGGAUCCCGUGCGUGCUUCCUUCGGGAUAUUCCGUUCUCAGCAAUCUAUUUCCCGGCAUACGCUCACGCAAAACUCGCAUCUGCUGAUGAAGAUGGAAUGAACUCACCGGGAACACUUUUUGCUUCCGCGUUUAUUGCUGGAGUGCCUGCCGCUGGUUUAGUAACACCUGCCGAUGUUAUCAAGACUAGGCUUCAAGUAGCUGCACGAGCUGGACAGACGACGUAUAAUGGAGUCAUUGAUUGCGCUCGGAAGCUGAUCAAAGAAGAGGGUCCAAUGUCACUAUGGAAGGGUACAGCUGCACGUGUGUGCCGUUCAAGUCCUCAAUUCGCAGUUACUCUUCUCACUUACGAGGUUCUCCAGCGCCUCUUCUACGUCGAUUUCGCCGGAUCCCGGCCGACUGGUUCCGAGCUUGCGACGACGAAGACAAUUCAAGACGAGUCGUCAACGAAUCCGGAUCACGUUGGUGGAUACAAGCUGGCGGCAGCUACAUUCUCCGGAAUCGAACACAAGUUCGGAUUGUUCUUGCCAAAGUUCGAAACGAGCAAGUAGAGAGUCCUAUAUAUUCCCCGUAGUCAGUGUGUGUUGUUUUAGGUAAAGUGUUCGAUCCUAGUCUUAUUUUUGAACUUCUUCUGUAUUUUACCUGUACUAUGCUGAUCAGGGAUGAGUAUUUUAAUUUCACGAAAUUUUGAAUUUUCAGUAUCUGAAAAUGUAUCGUUAAAAAAUUAUUUUAAUGUGGCUUAUACAUAUUUUGGCGGCGCUCUCAUUAUAGACAUUCGAAAAAUAUUGAAUUUCAGAGGUUUUACGCAUCAUUUUAUGGCCCGAUUUUCUGGAAUUUAAAAUCACGAAAUUUCUUGAAAAUUGGCUCAAAAAAUUAUGUGUAAAACCUCUGAAAUUCAAUAUUUUUUAAGGUACUAGUCCUAAAUCACCCAGCCACUUUUUCAAAUAAAAACGUGUGGAGUUUUUGUAUUUUUAGGCUUAGGAAAUAACCAUUUCUAAGCCUAAAGAUGGAAAAUGGACAUCACGUUUUAUUAAAAUGGAUAAUAUUAAAAUGAGGGGAAAUAAUACACAAAUCGAAAAAAAAGUGGCGGGGUGAUUAUAUGCCAAAAUAUGUACGAGCCACAUUAAAAUCAUUUAUAGCCAUACAUUUACACCCACUGAAAAUUCAAAAUUUUCUUGAAAUUAAAAUGCCCACCCAUAAUGCUGAUCCCCCGCUGCCCUCUCGCCUUCUCACCAGAGAUGUGCUGCACCUUUUUUGAAACUUUCGGAAAAUUUACAAAAUUUUUCUUUUUUCGUUGUUUAGACGAAGUUUUUAUUGGAAAUUUAAAUUAUUUUGAUUUUGAUUGAAAGUGAAAAGUUCCUAAAAAAAAAGUAAAAAUAUUUCUGUGUUCCAAUAUAAAUUUUCCAAUUUUAUCAACAAAAAAAUGUGCCGCGCCUCUCUUCUCACCAUCCCCUAGAUUAAAUUUUUGCGGGUGACUUUCUCUCCCUUCCCCACCCUCGCCCGUUCUAUAUAUAUAUUAUAUACAUAAGAUUUAUUUUCUUAAUUUGUCCAAAAAGUGCCUCCCUUUCUGUUUUUCUCAGUUUUUUUUUCUUCAAAUUUUGCAUAAAAAUCGCAUUUUU
Molecule: messenger RNA, 3219 nt
Organism: Caenorhabditis elegans
Lineage: Eukaryota; Metazoa; Nematoda; Chromadorea; Rhabditida; Rhabditidae
Gene: K02F3.2
Product: putative calcium-binding mitochondrial carrier K02F3.2
Exons: 9
Coding region: 1-2151 (716 amino acids)
Biological process (GO): L-aspartate transmembrane transport; aspartate transmembrane transport; transmembrane transport
Cellular component (GO): mitochondrial inner membrane
Molecular function (GO): L-glutamate transmembrane transporter activity; calcium ion binding
Source: RefSeq, marked reviewed